Messenger RNA from Heterostelium album PN500, 1584 nucleotides. RefSeq lists its product as uncharacterized. Bases 1 to 1584 code for a protein of 527 amino acids. The record is from RefSeq and is a predicted model, not a curated record. Lineage: Eukaryota; Evosea; Eumycetozoa; Acytosteliales; Acytosteliaceae. The transcript is spliced from 3 exons.
AUGAUGAAUAAAGCUAUCAUUUUAUUAUUUAUUUUUAUAAAUAUUGUAUUUGUAUAUACAACUACUCCUUCUUUUCAAAUAGAUAAUCAAGCAACUGUUACUUUGAUUAAACAAUAUAAUCAAAGUCAACUUUAUGAAAUUUCAUCAUUUGGAUAUGCACAACCAAUUUAUGUUGCAAAUUUAACAGGUACUUCCUAUGAGAUGGGUUAUGCCUACGGUUAUUUCUUUGCUGAAGCCAUCGUAGAGUCAUAUCACUCACUUUUGGACAAUGUUUUACCAAACCAAGAGGCUCAAGAUGUAUUGGAGUUGUUCUUGGAUUGGCAAUUCAAAGAUUUCCUCUCAAAGCAAUUGCCACAACAAUAUUUCGAUGAACUCAGAGGUCUUUCCGAUGGUGCCAACGAAGCUGGUAUGCCAGAUGUCUCUGUUUUGGCCAUUCGUACAAUGACCAUCGCCAAUUUCCCAGGAGACAUUCAAUCCAACAUUGAAUAUUUAUUAGAAAACGAGGCAGAAUCAUUGGUAUCCUAUUUAUUCACAGAGGAAUACAAGAAUAUUAUUGAAAGUGGAAAGUUUGUUAGAGUUUUAGAGCAAUUGGCAUUGUCUGGAUUCAAGGGAUGGCAAUGUUCACACUUCUCCGUAUGGGGAGACAGAACUGUCAACGGUGAUAUGUUUAACGGUCGUAAUUUGGAUUGGUUCCCAGGAACUGGAAUCUCUCAACACAAGGUGUUGGCAGUCUACCAUCCAACCACUGGUGGUUCCGCUUUCUUGAACGUCGGAUUUGCCGGUUUGCUCGGUUCCAUCACCGGUAUCAGUGCCAACGGUAUCUUUGUCGCCGAGUCCGAUUCCGACACCCGCCCGGUGACAUUCGACGGUUUCGCCUGGACAUUGAGAUUGCGUUACGUAAUGCAAUACGCAUCGACCAUCGAAGAAGCUCUGAACAUCUGGCGAACCACCAACAACACUUUCGGAAUGAAUCACAUGUUGUCGUCGGCAUUCGAAGCAAACACCGUCCAACAUCCAGCCUACGCUUUGGAAACGAUGAAGGGAUACACCGCCUACUUCCCAGACAACGAUCCAAGCGAGGUCUACUACUACAAGGACACCGGUGUUCAAAUGGGAUACCCGAUUCCACAGGCUGUCUAUCGUACCAAUCACGGAUACGACCAGCGCAUACGUCAGGAGCAAACAUUCGUGCCAGCUCCAGGCGAUGACACAAUGGUUCGUUACUUCUUGUUCCACGACAACUUUGAGUAUUUCGGACAACAGAAUGCCAUCGGUGAUUUGGCAGCAGUCAACAUCACAUCGAUUCUCGGUGACAAGAACAAUACCGACUUUUACGAUUGUUCCGAGGCUUACAACGGUGCCAACGUAGUAUCGGCCACUUUCCACUCACAAACAUCAACCAUGUACAUCGCCUACGAAGAAGGUUCAGGUGCACAAAGAAAAUGUGCAUGUUGUGGUGUCUACGUUAAAAUUGAUCUUGCACAAUGGUUCGGAUCCUCUAUUCCAUCGACUGCCACCAGAUUUUCAUCGUCACCAUCAGUCAACAUCAAUCAUAACAGAAAUACUAAAAACUCACACAACUAA